AUGAAGAAGUUCACAGCGAUCACUGGGAAAGGAGGGGAGGUAUCCCAGAAUCAAUUUAGUCCUAAAAGUCCUUUUACAAAGAACCUUUAUUUAACACCUCAUAAACUAAAAGCAAGUCACUCUCGUCGACUUUCGGUUUGCAGGGAGGAUGAUAUCCAGUAUCUUACACAUAAGUGCGUGUACGAAGCUCAUGUGUACGAAGUAGCUUCCCCACUCUAUCCACGCACGUGUGGGCCAGAGCCUGAUUCAGAUUCUCUAUGUCACGAGUGCCACGGGCCUCCCAAACCCAACCGAAUACCAUCUGGAUGGCAUAAUAUCAUAUUCUGGAUUUCAGGCAGCUGUAUGUGGACACCCCGGAGAUACUACUACUACUGCUACUACUACUACUACUACUACUACUACUACUACUACUACCGUAUGGGAGGAUUAACUCAAGAAUGA
Micromonas commoda is the source of this 441-nucleotide messenger RNA. RefSeq lists its product with no specific name. The transcript has a single exon. The record is from RefSeq and is a predicted model, not a curated record. Bases 1 to 441 code for a protein of 146 amino acids. Lineage: Eukaryota; Viridiplantae; Chlorophyta; Mamiellophyceae; Mamiellales; Mamiellaceae.